Molecule: messenger RNA, 10713 nt
Organism: Notodromas monacha
Lineage: Eukaryota; Metazoa; Arthropoda; Ostracoda; Podocopida; Cyprididae
Source: the annotation of a GenBank genome assembly
AUGGAUGAGUUGAUCGAGGAGAACACAAGGUUAUUGGAAUCAAUGAUGGGAAGAAAAGUAGAACCUGAGGCGAGGACAAUCGGAAUCAGUCACCUGAACACAUCGUAUUCCCCGGUUCCGACGGAUUCUCCUUUGCCGGGAAUCGACAAAAAACGAGUUUCUCUUGCUGACAGUUCGAAAAUCGGUGCCAAGAAGACUUUGCUUCAAUGGGUCAAAACUAACAUUACUGACAAAUACGGGAUCCCUGUAAAAGAUUUCGGGGCCAGCUGGCGUGAUGGCAGGGCAUUUUUGGCCAUCGUUCAUUGCAUCGACCCGGCUUUGGUGGACAUCACUAUGCUGAACCCACAAGGGCCUUGGACCAAUAUGACCAGACUGGAAACGGCUUUCAAAGUGGCUGAGCGACACCUUGGAGUCUCUCCAUUGAUGGACGCUGAAGAUGUGGAUGUGGCGAAGCCGGAUGAAAAGUCCAUCAUGACCUAUGUCGCACAAUUUCUGCACAAAUACCCGGAUUUGGCGUUAUCAAGGAAGAAUCAGCGUUACGCAGUUUGUGAAAUUUUGACGAAUUAUUCUCUCCGUCAUGUAGCUGAUCAAAGUUCUAUCGGCAAGGCUGAGCAUGAAUACGACGAUCUAACGUAUUGGCUGGCUGAAGUUACACAAGUGCUGUACUCAAUUAAGCAGUCACCGGGUGAUGAAAACGCCCAGAAGAAGUUCGCCAUGUUGAGGAGAGAAAUUGACGAGAAAAGGAAAGAAUACGAGCAUCUGAAAACCUUGGCGUUGAGUGGACAAAGCAUGGUUUCGAUCACAAUUGAAUCUUGGACACAGAUCCAGCGACAAUGGGACCAGCUAAACUAUGAGUUGCACAAUCAACAACGAGCAUUCGAUUCAAAACUGGAAGGCAGGAUUGGAGCGAUCGGGGAUUGGAUUUAUAGAGGAGAAGCUUUAGUUUCCGACGUUGACUCAUUGUCAAGAUCUUUGCUCUCCGGAAAUGAUCCUGGAUUGUCUUACAAAAGCGCGUCUCAAAAACUUCAAGAUCAUCGGGCGUUCUUUGCGGAGCUUGCCCGUGUCGAGAAAGAAUUAGCGAAUGUGAAAUCAAAGCCUGAAGAAUGGGCAGGAGCAAGUGGGGAACAAAUUGCCGACUUGCAUCGGAGGAUUCUAGCCCUACCGAGACCUGCGAAUCGAAGAGAAGUUCGAUUAUUUUAUAUCGAAAGGAAGUGCUUCCUGCUGUGGUUUUUGCUGACCGCUGAAACGAAGCUUCGAGAAUGGACGACUUCGUACGGGAAAGAAUCACGGGUUCAAGAAAUGCUUGAAGAUUACGAGCGAUUUGUUUCGAAUCGGAAUGUCUUCCAGGAAUUCGACAAAGCGUACAAAGAUUUGCAAAAGGCUUCCCAGCUGUACACCGAUGAGUUCAACCCUGAUACUGAAGAAGCACGAGAAAUAUCAAGAAUUAGCCACGAAGUUUCCGAUCGUUGGGCAACUGUGUCGGUCGAAUUGCGAUGUGUUCACAGUUUACUAGAAAAAGUCAUCAUGUUUUGGAGACAUUAUUCAAGUACGGCCGAAAAUUUGGAAUCUUGGCUGGACACCGCUGCCGCAAUGGUCAAAGCGGACGAGGAUCAGAAAAUGGAGUUUUUCAGGGAUCUUCCGGAAUGGCAAGAAAGUCAUCAUUCGCUCAACGAAGUCGGUCGAUUUUUGGCAGCGACUUGUGAAGACAGAGUUGCUGAAGAAGUGGACUCCAGGCUCAAUCAAAUCAAUGACCGCUGGGAUGCCGUUUACCCCAUGGUGAGACACUAUAUGCGAAGUGGCGAAAUUUUGAGGACGAAAAAAGAAUGGGAAGGUGGCAGAGCUGAGGUCAGUGACUGGAUCGCUAAGGCUGAUGGUUUAUUGGGUGCCAGACAUCCGCCGAACCCAGCUGCUCUGGCUAUUUACCAGGAUCAACUAAAGAAAUUACAAAGUGAAUUGGACAGAAUACAAGAAACAUUGAGGAAAAAUAGCAGAGUUUUCCAACUUUUGGUGCCAGAACUUCCUCCGGACCACGUUCAUGAAAUGAUGGGUUGUUUGAAGAAGCAUAAAGAGGAUCUGGUACGAAUCAAUGCCACGAUUCCGACGAGACUGGUCAUGUUGCAUCAACUUUCGUCACAACGCGAAGCCAUUGAUUCCGGGUUGAAGGAAGUUUCCGAUUGGAUUGAAGAAGCCAAGACUCGUCUGAAGACUCAAGGGGUUUCUGGGAACGCAGAAACCCUCCAAAGAUCGUUGGAUUCCCACAGGGUGUUCUUCUCGCGAGCUCCGUAUUACAGGUCAAUUUUGGAGAGCAAAAACGCGGUAUUCAAUGGGUUGCAGAGAUCAACAACUGAUCUGGAUUCCAGCCUCGAUUUGUCGGAUGUCAGUCGAGAUAUUGAUGCUCACUGGGAAGAAUUUAAUCGGGUUUGUGCUGAUGCCCAAGCUGCUGAGCAGGCUUUGUAUAAGGCUGUGUGCUGUUGGCAAAAGCUGAAAGACACUUCCAGGGAUGUCAGCGAUUGGGUGGAAACUGCCGGAAGAUUUUUUCGAGAGAAAACCCCGGAAUCCCGCCAGGGUUUGGACAUGCAAAAGACAUUCUUCGCGCGUCCGAACGAACAUCUGGAAGCCCAGUUGACAACUGCACGCCAAGAUUUAUGCACUUGCUUACCGGUUGCUGAACAUGGGGAUAUCAACAUGGCUGUGCAGAAGCUGAUCGAUUCUUGGAGUGAGGCCAAAGCUUAUGCCCCACUCCAUGUCCUGAAGCUUGAAUUUCGUUUGGAUGAAAUCACGUUCAACGAUUACCUCAAAGAGGUCGAUCGACAGUUGUGCCAACAGGUCCAGAGUUUCAGCCAAAACGAAAGCCCAGAGACCAUCAUGUCCAAGCAUAAGGCAUUGUUUGGCUGUGAGGACGGAUGUCCUGUGUACGAGUGCCAAGUGGCAUUGGAGAGCAUGGAGAGGCAUCUUGCUCGGUCUUGUGCCCACUUCUCUGGUCCAAAACAUGAAAUGGUCCUUCAUGGGUUCCAGGCUACAGUUCAGAAUUGCAAGGAUGAAUUGGAGAAGAUGAGAACUAGGGCUCAUGAUUUCAUUGCCAGAGUCAGUCAUGUUCCCGCCCAGUGGGAAACUUACCGGGAGAAGUUUUCAGAAAUGGAAACUUGGAUGGAUGACGUGAAUGUCUGUCUCAGUCAAAUAUCCAAGGACUUGUUGUCAAUUGAAGAGUUUGAAGGACAGCGUGCAAAACUGCAGGUGGGUUUCGAAUGUGACGGCAUAUGUCGGGAAGUGGAGGCGAAACGAGAGGAAAUGAAGCGUCUGGUGCAAAUCUUGGACAGUUUACUCAUGUAUGCCUCCGAAGCUCAGGCUGCUGAUGAGCAGAGCAAUCUUGAAGGACUCAUUUCCCGUUACCGAUCGUUGGUUCCGUCAAUUGAAGCCACGCUGACGAAAAGCGAUGUUUGGUCAAAGGCUUAUGCUUUCAAAAGAGAAGCGAACGAGCUUUGUAAUUUCCUGAAUACGGUGAAUCCUUUGGUGGACGCCGCCGAGGCUUCCGACAGUCUUGCAAUCGUUUCCGAGUUGAAAGAAGACUUAGAAAAAUUUGCGAACCAGGUUGAAGCGAAACGAGAGGCUCUCAUCACAUGCAUGCAGCGUGGCAGAGAUCUUAUCAAGGAUCCGCAUGUUCCAACAUUCGUCAAAGACGAUCUCUCUAGCCUCGAAGAAGGCUGGAACGUUGCACAAAUGAACACAUUGCGAGUCACGGAGAAGCUGAAAAGCACUGCAAAGUUGUGGAGUGAAUUUGAAGCGAAGAAAUCAGAGCUCUUGCAGCUUCUCGAGAAAGCCAAGGACGAGUUGAAAACGUCAGCGCCUCGACACGACCCUGUUAAAGUGAUAGCCGAAUUGCAGACAAAGAAAUCUCUUCUCUGUCAACUCGAAGAAGGAACUACGAAUUUGAGUCGCCUCGAAAACCUCGCAGAAGCCUUAAGCUCUUCAUCAGAGUCCCCAGCGAGUCUUCAAACCCUUAUGACGUCCUUUCAGUCUCGUUUGGAUGCCGUAAAAAGGGGUGUGGAGGAACGAAUUGGUGCCUUGGAAGAGUAUUCCAAAAAGUUUUCAGAGUUCAGCUCCGAGUUGAGAGCGAUAAAGGAUUGGAUGCUAGAAGCGCAGAAGAUUUUAGAGUCGUUGUUGAUGAAGACUGGACCUCCUGCUCAAAGGGAGGUGAAAAGCCGGCAGCUGAAUGCUGAUGUUCGUGAUAGCUUGCUCAAAGUCAGUGAUUUAGAAAAGCGUGCUAGAGAAUUCAUGCUAGGUUAUCAUUUCAAGCGCAUGUUUUUGAUGAUAGGUCCAGAUGAAUCCGUCCAAGAUUCUGAAAAUGCUGUGCUUCCUCUGUCGACUGAAAUCUUGGGGGUGAAAGAAGUGCUUGUAAAGUUGGUGGAAACCGUGGAGCUGCAGCAUAGAGUGUCUGCCGAGGAAUUGACUCAAUGGGAAGGAUUCCAAACCGGUUUAGAAACUGUCCGUCCGUGGCUUGGCCAAGUUGAAACGCAGCUCGUGGAAGGCAUCCCUAGAUUCACUACCUUGAUCGAAACCAAAAAUGCUUUGGAAUCCUGGAAGGUGAUUAAUCAGGAGUGCCUCGAAAAGCAGAAGACUCUGGUGCUCUUGAAAGCGAAAUCAGAGCAGAUGCCGGAAAGUACCUUGGAGGAAUUCGAUUCCUUGCAGUGUCGCUGGGCAUCAGUGAGAGAACAAGCAGAGAGCAAUUUGAAGACCUUACAAGAACUGAAAGAAUCUUGGGAGAAAUGUUUGAAUGGCAUCGAAGAGCAUAGAAGUUGGAUAGAUUCCGCCAAGUCCAUUCUUAUCAGCUGUUCUGAAACUGCUGUCGGAGAUGUCGCCUCUAUGGCGGUAAAAAUGAAGAAUCUUUGCAAAGAAGCUGGGGAAAGGCAAGCAAGCCUGCUGGUGCUUUCUCAAGACGCUGACAAAGUUGCAUCGAGGCUGAGCUCUGAGGGGGCAUCAUCUUUGAAGAAUGAAGUAGUUUCUCUGCGAAAUUCGUACAUUGAGUUAAUCCAGUCCUCGAGAAAAAUUUUGAAAAGUCUCACUGAGCUGGUAAUGGCGAGGGAUGAUUUGACGCACAGAAUGCAGGAUUUCAAGCAAUGGCUGGGUGUGAGACGAGCAAGAGUUUUAGAGAUCAAUGAAAUUCCUUCGGCAGAUAUAGAAACCACCUCUGGGGAACUCGGGUCAAUUUUGAGAGAUAUCACGGAUCAGAGACCAGUUUUCGCAAAAUUGCGGAGCGAUGCCAAGAAAGUGCAGGACUCCGAUGGUGGUUUGCCUGCUCUAGAAGCUGCGAUUCAAGAAGAUCUUGAUGAAACGGAAGCGCUUAUUGAAGCCAAACGUCGUGCGAUUACCAAGUGUCAAGAAAUACUCCGUUGGUCAAAAGAUACCGAAGAAAAACUCGAUCUUAUGCGGAAACAUCUUUAUGCACCGUUGGGACCGGAUGAAUUCUCGCUAGCUUUGGGAAAAAUUGAACGGGAUUUAAGCCUGAUUGCGGAGCACAUGGAAUCGAAACCGGGUGAAAUCCGGAAUUGCGAAGCCUUGAGCGAAGCUGCUUCUUUGAAAGUCAUUUUAACCGACGGAGAAUCACUGCAUCAACUCGGGGAAAAAAUCUGCGCUCUUGUCGCUGUGAGGAAGAGAGAGGCUGCUGAACGUGGAGAAGAAUUCAAUGAAGCGAAAUCGGACCAUGCUUCGUUUGAUUCCCUGCGAAACGCUCUUCGGCAGCUGAUCGAAUCAACCCUCGAAGAAGUCAAGACCCUGAAACCAUCCCAAAACACCGCACAAGGCAUAAAACAAGUCUCGGAAAACGCUCUCCAGAAAAAACGCGUGCUCGAAUCGAAGAAGCCGGAGAGCGAAAGAUUGCAAACCCUGUGUGACCGAAUCGGGUCUCGGGAACCGCGUCAGAAAUCCUUGUUGCAAGCCGAAAUCGACGCCUUGUACACUCAUUGGCUGAGAGCAGACUCCAAUGCCUUGGAGUUGUCCGACAACUGCCGUCGGAUCAGUGCGAACUGGGAACAAGCCAACGAAUUCGCAGAGACUCUUCAGCAGUCUUUAGAAAAAGUUGCGCAAACCUUGGCAACGACCGAAGCCGCGUUGGACUCGAAAAACGCCGUUGUUGCCGACCAACAAACCUGCAAACAGAACUUGGAUUUGUUGAAGCGAAUCCGAGCUCAAAUUGAACAUUGCGUCGGUCGCUUCUCACAUAUUCAGCAAGCCUUGGAAUCCAUUCCUCAGUUGAGGUCGACCCAGAUUUCAAGCCCGUGUCCCGCGUUGCAGAAAAAUUGGCAGAACCUGGUGGAUUCCAUCACGAAGCGGACUCAGUCUAGGGACACGUUGAUCGUUAUCUUGGAAGACAUCGAACAGCAGAAAGAAGAGCUUUCUCCGUGGAUAGAGAAAAUGAACUCCGCAUUAGUCAAGUCUCAGGACUCGGAAUCUCUGGCGAUUUUCCUGGAGUCCUUCAACGCUGAGCUCCCUGUUCACGAAAGCAUAAUGACGAGUUUGAACGAGAAAAUUGCCGACAUUUGCAAAACAGGAGCAUUUAGCGAAGUCAAGCGCGACAUUGACAACUUGAACAAAGAUUUGCAAAAAUGCAAAGCGUCGGCGUUGGAUUCCACGUCGAAACUCGAAGCCCAGGCAGGGGAAGAACGUCUCAUUCGAGAAAAGCUGCGGGCUUUGAAUGACAGAAUAUUGUUGUCGAAGUCGUCAUUGAUGAAGCUUUUGGAGCCGACGACAAAUGAGCAGUUGUUGAUGACGAGAGUCGCUGAUGCGAAACAUGCGCUGACGGGAAUUGAGCCAGAAAUGGAAUGUCUGCAAGCGAUCAAAGGUGCGAUUGGAGUAUUCAAGAAGCAGCACCCUACGGAGCCCAGCAUUGGAUUGCUUUCCAAGGAUGCUGAAAAUGCGGAGAAGAUUUUGCAGGGAUGUAAAGCACUGGCUGGCAAGGUAAUUUCGACAUUGUCCUCGGCCCUCAUGAAAAAGCCGACGGAAGAAGUCAAAGAAUUGGAACGGCGUGCGAAGGCCGCAAAAGAUAAACUCAGUUGGCUCGACACCACUGACAUCCCUGACUUCUCUGCAUUGGAAGCGAAGAUCAAUUGGGUCAACGAUCGGAAAGACGAAAUCCGCGUCCUCGCAAACGAUGUCACGAGCACGUCCAAAACACUUUCGAGACUGCAGUCAAACGACGUCUCAACUCCGGCCUUGCUCGGAAAGCUGAAAGCUGACCUCGCAGCGACGCAGCAAACAGUUGCAAAUGUUGCUCAAGAUACUGAGACCGUGACCGGUAGGUUGAGUGCGUUGAAGGAUCAGUGGUCAGAGUUGCAGGACUUGGAGGAACGGUUACAAGGGGACAUGAAAGCGCUGCAGUUGGAGUAUCGCCAGUUGAGUUCUGGUAGCACUGAUGCGAGUAUCGGGGAUGAAAAAGCUGCGGAGUUGUGUGAGCAGCUGCAGGCGAAAGUUGGGAAGUUGUGCGCUGAUGCCGAAGUCGUUGGUGAAAAGGCCAAUGCUUUGGUGGAAGCGUGUCCUGGCUGCGACGCUGCUCAGACAGUUUCCACCAUUGCUAGCAAAUGCUGCAGCAUGAGCGCCAGUUUGUCAGACUUCUCCAAACGCCUGAAUCAACGUGACUCAGCCCGUCGCUCAUACGAAGCCGCAGUGAUAGCAGCUCGGAAAUGGCUCGUCGCCUACGCCGACCGUCUUCUCGAAUUCGAAACCCUGGACUCAUCUCUGCUCCUCACUGUCGACCCCCGUGGUGGAGGCAAACCCAGCCUGGCUUGCCAAGCCAAGCUCAAUUCCCUCAAGGACUUCAUCAACGAGAAAUCCGCGGGACAAGAAUUGCUGAACACUGCCGUGACUUGCGGUGAAGCGUUGUUCGGAGAACUCAGUGUGCCAGCGCGGGAGAAUGUUCGCGAAGAACUUCGAGGACUGCGAUCCACUUGGGAAACGUUGCUGGACAAGCUGAAUGGGGUGGAGAAGAAAUUCGAAAGCGUUCUUCUUCAGUGGACCUCGUUUGACGAUUCGUUCAAUCAAACGAAUCUUUGGCUGCAGGAUAUAACACAGAGAAUCGGCGUGUCCAUGGAAGCCAAGGCGAAUCUACUGGACAAGAAGCUCCAGUUUCAGAAUCUGAAAGUGAUUGGACAAGAACUCGCAUCGCACAAGAAGAUCAUGAAUAACUUGCAGGAAAAGGGGCAGGAACUUCAUGCUUCUCACGUUGUUGGAGAUAUGGAGAAACUCGUGAAGCAAUAUGAAGAUCUGUGUAGAGAUGCUGAAAGAAGAAUAGCCGUUAGUGAGAAGCUGGUGAUGAAUCACGAAGAUUAUCAGCAUCGACUCGAACGAUUUGUGGACUGGAUGAACUGUCUCAAGGGAGAAGUGAGCUUCCUCUUGGAGACCAGUGCAACUGGAGCUGCUUCGUCCACUGGUUCAGAAACGGAUGUGGUUGAAAGUAUGCUAGAAGUUGUCAACGGUGUUCUGAGUAAAAAGGAUGAGGGACAAAAACAGCUCGAUGGAUGCAAAGCCUUGCUUGCCUCCGUCAAAACGGAAACUCAUGAAAGUGGGCGUCCGUUACUUGAUGCCAAUUUUGAUUGCCAAGUUGAGGCCUGGAAGCAUUUGCUGGCUCAGUGUGUGGAAGCCAAAGAAAGUGUUCAGGCGCAAACGUCAAAAUUCCAUACCUUGGAAACUGGUUUGAGUGAUUUGACAGCGUGGCUGAAGAACAUCGAUCGAAGGGUGAAGGAACAAUCAGCCUUGAAGCCGUCUGCGCAAGCGAAGGAAACGCAACUGGAUAAGUUGAAGCAACUUAUCAAAGAGCUUGACAGCAGAGCUGCGGACGUAGUCAGAAGUGCCGAAAAUAUCCGCAGUGCUGUCAGUCCAUUGGAACUCGCCGAAUCAAAGUUGAACUUCCAGGCAUCACAUUUGAGCUCUCGCUUCCAGCACCUGAAAAAUCACGUCAAGGAUUUGGUUGGUCGUUAUGAAAACUUCGUUAAAGACCACAAAGAGUUCGACAAAGCCUAUGAAAAUUUCAACAUUUGGCUAGCUGGCAAGCACGACAAGCUGAAGAAACUUUCCGAAAUCGUUGGAGAACGUCUUUAUCCGCAUACGGCUGCUGCGGGAAGAGACAAAAUCCGCACUGAGCUGCGCGAUUUGCGCGAUCGAUGGGACGAAGUCGAAGUUCGACUCGGUGAACUGCAAAAGAAACGAGAAGUAGAAGCUCAGCAAAGAACGAAUCUUCAAGACAGCUUGCAGCAAACCAGAGCCUGGAUGGAAAGUAUGGAGAAAACCGUAGCUCAAGACGUGUGCAAUGCGGUUACGCCUGCUGAAUUACGAUCUCGCUUGGUCAAGAUAAAAACUGUUCAGCAGGAAGUUGCUUCCCAUUGGAGACUCAUAGAGAACAUGAAAAACAAGGCUGAGAAAACUACACCGAGUGCUGAGAUCGCAGAGACAAUCCGGGAUCUCGGAACCCGUUACGAUAAUUUGACAGAAACCAUCAAGAAAAGCAAAGCUGAUGUGGAACAGCUUCAAGAUGUCCUGACCGUGUAUCAAGAGCAAUUGCAAGCUCACCAGCAAUGGAUCAACGAUCACAAUGAUUGUUUGACUGCGUUAAAGGAUUACACGGGGUCCAAGCAAGUUCUGAAGUCUCGCCUCGUUGCUGUCGACAACUUUAACACGGAAUUAAUUGACUGGAAACGAGCUUUGGGAGACAUGGACUCAACUCUGCAGACAAUUCUGAGGAAGCUUCCUCCUCGGUCCCGAGAAUCCGUUGAACGCGAGUUUUCCAACAUCAAGUUCGAGUUGGAAAAGUUGGAAGGUGAUCUCGUGGAUGUGCGACAAGAGUUGGAUGAACGGCUGCGUCAGUGGGAAGAGUAUGAGCACAGCUUCGAGCGCCUUCUGUCUUGGUUAAACGAGUCAGAAGGAUCCUUGAAAGAAUUUGCUCCGAAGUCGACCUUGGAAGAAAAGGAACUUCAACUCAGCAAGUAUCAGAAUCUGAUGAAUCGUCAACCGCAAGGUCUGGCAAAGCUGGAGAAAGUGGUUCAUAUGGGAGAAGUGCUGCUUGCUUCAACAUCAACUGCUGGCCAAGAGACUCUGGCGAAUGAAAUUUCAGCUCUGAAGGCUUCUUUUAAAAGCCUUUUUGAUGAAAUCGAAGCGCAGAAGAAAGAGCUGGAAGGACUUCUUUCUCAGAUGCGAGGUUACAAGGACGAGUAUGAACGGAUCAACGACUGGUUGCAGCAAACUGACGCCGACAUGAAAGCUGCUCGUACCAUGUUGCUUCCGAAUUUACCCGAAAAAGAAAAGCAAUACUUGAAAGUCACGCGGCAAGUGGAGGAACUUGAAAGUCGGCAGGAUGAAGUUCAACGGCUCAGUUCAUCCGCAGCAACUCUCUUGUCGUCUCAUCUGGAUUCUUACAUUCAGUCGCAACUGCGGCAUUUGCAAUCUCGAUAUCAGGUUCAAGUGAACCUUGCGAAAGACACUUCGCAGAAGGUGACUGCCAUCUACCAGCAUCACAAGCAGAUGGAAGACAAUCGGGCUGCUGGAAUGACUUGGAUAGAUGCUGCUAAAGCCGUUAUCCGGGACGGAGAGGGUCUCAGUUCUUCUAGUCGCAAAGAAGACCUGCUGCAGCAUCUCCAAGAUAUUCAAGUUAGCAAUCAGUUAAUCGCAUUAUUUUACGCCUUAUUUAUCAAUCACCUUAUUUUGCCGCUUUUCUUUAUCAGCUUCGAAUGA